GCCUGAAAGCCGCUGCUGUUGGCCCCCUGAGAUGAUCUCAUCGGAACAUGGCUUCAGCGACCUCAGCCGUAGCUUCUGCUGGCAGCUUGCUGGCAGCUGUGGCAGUGUUUUGAAACAGGCAAAAACAGAUUAUAUCAUGUGGGCAACCUGCUGCAACUGGUUCUGCUUGGAUGGACAGCCUGAGGAGGUCCCACCACCACAAGGAGCCAGGACGCAAGCCUAUUCCAACCCUGGGUACAGCUCCUUUCCUUCCCCAACAGGCUCAGAACCAAGCUGCAAGGCCUGUGGGGCCCACUUUGCAAACACGAGCCGGAAGCAGACCUGCUUGGACUGUAAGAAAAAUUUCUGCAUGACCUGUUCAAGCCAAGAGGGGAAUGGGCCACGCCUCUGCCUUCUCUGCCUCCGGUUCCGAGCCACAGCCUUUCAGCGAGAGGAGCUUAUGAAGAUGAAGGUGAAGGACCUGAGGGACUAUCUCAGCCUCCAUGACAUCUCUACUGAAAUGUGUCGGGAAAAAGAAGAACUGGUGUUCUUGGUGCUUGGCCAGCAGCCUGUGAUUCCUGAGGAGGACAGGACUCGUGUCCCCACCUUGUCCCCAGACUUUCCCGAACAGCAGGCCUUUCUGACCCAGGCUCACACCAGCACAGUACCUCCUACCUCGCCUGGCCUCCCAUCUUCACCUGUACAAACCACCUCUGUUCCCUCAGUCCAGGCUCAGGAAAAUCAGCAGAAAGGGGAGAGAUGGGAAGCCCUGCAGCUGUCCUGGCCUGUGUGGAAGCAGCAGUGGUUGGCAUGCUGCAGAACUGCCACUGGCCAUGUGUCUCAGGACCAGGAGGAGCCCGUCUACCUGGAGAACACAGCCAGAGCACUUGCUGAGGAUGAGACCCAGUCUAUCGACUCAGAGGACAGCUUCGUCCCGGGCCGGAGGGCCUCACUGUCUGACCUGACCCACCUGGAAGACAUUGAAGGCUUGACAGUACGGCAGUUGAAAGAAAUCCUGGCUCGCAACUUCGUCAACUACAAGGGCUGCUGUGAGAAGUGGGAGCUGAUGGAGAGGGUGACCCGGCUGUACAAGGAUCAGAAAGGACUCCAGCACCUGGUGCGUGGUGCUGAAGACCAAAAUGGAGGAACAGUGUCUUCUGGCCUGGAGGAGAACCUGUGUAAGAUCUGCAUGGACUCGCCUAUUGACUGUGUUCUGCUGGAGUGUGGCCACAUGGUGACCUGUACCAAGUGUGGCAAACGCAUGAAUGAAUGUCCCAUCUGCCGGCAAUAUGUGAUCCGGGCGGUGCACGUCUUCCGGUCCUGAGGCCUGCAUCAGCUUCUUCAGUGCCUUACAGGAUAUAGCCCAAGGUGUCUGGGCUCAGGGUUGGUCCAUGUGGAAGGGCAGGCUAUUGGAAGAAACUGGCAGCGUUCUCAAGACCAGGGCAAAGUUGCCGGACAUGCCUGUCUUGCCAUGGGGUACACCUCUUGGCUGGCAGAGCCUGAGGCCAGUAGGAACUGUACAGAUUCCAUGCGUGAGUGCCUGUUUCUGUGAUCAUGGGAUGGCAAUAGUGAUCAAUGAACAGAUGACUUUGCAGAACUUGGACCAUGUCUUCCUCACUUCCUGAGAGCCUAGACACAUUUCACCCAUCCUGUACACUAUUCGUCUUGCCUCAUCAGAUCAGAAGUUCUGCUAGAAGUGGUUCCAUUCAUCCCCAGCACAUUUGGAUUUAAAUUUCUGGUCUCUCUGGCUCUGUGCUUUAACAUACAUUUAAAGUCUGCUGCAUUGCCUAAAAUCCAUUUGUUUCUAUGGACCAAAAAUAUUAAUCGGACCAAUAGUACUCCUUACGACAGAAUUUGGAUCGGUAGCCUUACAUGGGCAAGGAAUAGUGCAUGGGUCAUCUCUGCUACUUUUGUUCUGGAGCUUGACUUUGCACCAUCUUUUGGCUCUUCAUCCUUGUUUUCCAACAGGCAAAGUCUUACAAAUUCUUUCAAUAAAGUUUUCCAUCCUUUCCCAUUGAGGUUUUAAACUUAGUUUGACUGAAGGCACGGAACUUAGAGCCUUGUUCUCCACCCUGACUUCAUGGAGUUUCCAGAGAACAGACUAGUGUAGGGUAGUGUAAUGAGGCAGCACUAAACCGUGCUGAAUGAGGCUGGUUUGUGCUCAUUACAGCUGGAAGUCCUUCCAUGUCUUUCUCAGUCUGUUGUUUUAGGAGAUUAGGAUGAAGCAUUUGGAUCUUUAGUCAUGAAGUUUCCAAGCCUUUUUAGCAUUUGCUGGAACAGCUCAACAAAGCACAAAACAGAUGCUCAGAGGAGCUGUGUAUGUCCCAAUUACCAGUGGGAUGCACCCUAAAUACGAGGGCACUACCCAUCACUGUGCAGCUGAGCUCUAGAACUAAUGACUCUAGAAGGCAGAGGGAAACUUCCAAGGUGGACUAUUAGAAGUACUUACACUUCUCCUCCAUCAUUAACCAUUAAAUACUUUCAGGAGAUCAAAUAAUUUUGUCAGAGAAACCCUGGGCCUCAGCAUUACAAACCAGAUAAUUCGAUUUUGGAUUAAAGCCUUUUUUAGGAGUUGGGGAAUCAGAUUUUCCCACAAAGACUGCCUUUCCCCUCUACCCAACAGUAAGCACUGUAGCUUAGUGCCUAUCAUCAAUUUAGCAAUGGCUCACUGAUUCUACUACUACUGGACUCCACUGUGAAACAGGUCUGAUUAUACAGCUCAGAAAGAUCUAGCAAUAACCUCAAAGCUGGCUUUCCUUCCUCACAACUUGCUUUCUCUGCUGAGACCUUACCUCUCCUACCUCCUAGACAGGAAUAGAAAAUACACUGAUGGCUGAUUAGUAACCUAAGUUUACAAUCAGAACUGGUGUCAUUUACUUAUUUUGAAGAAAGAACUUGCCUUUGAACCUUUUGGUGAAGGUUCUCCUUUGGAAAGAAACAGGUCUCAAACAUCCCGAUUUUUUCCCCCAUUUUUUAAUUACACCAAAUAAAAGUUGGGAUUCCAGGAUCCCAUUCCAGUUAACAUCUAGUGCAGGUAGAAAACCUGACUCCCCUUCUGUCCCUCAUAGAACCUUUUAUUGUUGAAACAUCUAAUCUUUGCAAUUCUAUGGAUUUUGCUGUGAUUGCGCCAAGAUUUCAGUUGAAAAUUGUUUUAAGACUUGGACAGCUGACUGGUUCAUAUGUUGAAAUAGCUGGUUCUAAACUAAUAAGCUAUCAAGGAAUUAGUGUUCAAUAUAUAUUGUAUAAAUCUGUUAAAAUCUCUUGGAUGCAAAUGUGUUGUUUCAAGUGGCUUAUAUUAAGAAUCUCUUGACUUACCUGGGUGUUAAAAAGGAGACCCAAAUGUAUUUUUUUGUUACAGAGCUCUGCUUUAUAAUUUUGUAAUAAAGUUUCAAUAUAGA
Nannospalax galili (Upper Galilee mountains blind mole rat) is the source of this 3377-nucleotide messenger RNA. RefSeq names its product ring finger and FYVE like domain containing E3 ubiquitin protein ligase (gene Rffl). Gene Ontology annotation, cellular component: plasma membrane; cytoplasm. The record is from RefSeq and is a predicted model, not a curated record. The transcript has 8 exons. Gene Ontology annotation, molecular function: ubiquitin protein ligase activity. Lineage: Eukaryota; Metazoa; Chordata; Mammalia; Rodentia; Spalacidae. The coding region runs from base 32 to 1303 and encodes 423 amino acids. Gene Ontology annotation, biological process: protein K48-linked ubiquitination; negative regulation of extrinsic apoptotic signaling pathway via death domain receptors; proteasome-mediated ubiquitin-dependent protein catabolic process.